AUGGCUAAUCUCGAGCUUGCUGACCGGACUCAAUGGCUUUCCCUGCGCGAGGCCUGUGACUUUUUGCAGGUCAGCCAGGUGACCCUGCGCCAAUGGGCCGAUGCCGGCCAUAUGCGAGUUUACCGCACGCCGGGGGGCCAUCGACGCUUUUCUCGAGAAGACGUGUUGGCCCUGACCCAGCAGCCUGCCUCCAGCCAGGCCUCUGAAAGCCCUGACAAGCUGGAGGAUGCCGCACUGCGCCGGAUUCGCCGCGGCCUCAAUCAUGAGGAGGUGGCCCGCCAGUCCUGGUACCAGAGUGUUGAAGAAGAGGGUCGCGACCGGAUGCGGCUCUUCGGCCGCCGUCUGCUUUCCCUGCUGGUCCAGGGAUUGCCCCAGCGUCGUGCCUCAGGCCGCCGCCAGGAAAUCCUCUCCGAGGCCCUGAUGUUGGGCCACGAGUACGGAGCGGAGAUGUCGGAACGCGGUGUGCUGCUCAAGGAUACGGUGGAGGCAUUUAUCUUUUUCCGCACCCUGGUGCUGGACUCCACCAGUAACGGGACAUGGGGCCCGAUCCUGGAGUUGGCCGACCGGGUCCUGGUGGGGGUUGUUGAGUCGUACCAGAGGCGUAUGGAAGGCGUGACCUUUCCCCAUCGUCUGCCAGAAGGUAACGCCAUGAACAAUACCGUCAAUAAUAUGGGAGGCUGA
Molecule: messenger RNA, 681 nt
Organism: Geodia barretti
Lineage: Eukaryota; Metazoa; Porifera; Demospongiae; Tetractinellida; Geodiidae
Source: the annotation of a GenBank genome assembly